This is a messenger RNA of Branchiostoma floridae (Florida lancelet), 1244 nucleotides long. RefSeq names its product hydroxyacid oxidase 1-like. The transcript is spliced from 8 exons. The coding region runs from base 89 to 1213 and encodes 374 amino acids. Gene Ontology annotation, molecular function: oxidoreductase activity; FMN binding. The record is from RefSeq and is a predicted model, not a curated record. Lineage: Eukaryota; Metazoa; Chordata; Leptocardii; Amphioxiformes; Branchiostomatidae.
ACAAUGACAUCGUGCCACCGGCAGCUAUUGGAGCCCGCCCGUAGGAGCGCCGUGGUUCUGCUAACUCUAGGUCCGUGCCCUGUUCACGAUGUCUGUGAACGCGCUAACCUCCAUUGCAGAUUUUGAGAAGUCUGCGCACGAGAAGCUGCCGGACUUUGCCUGGUCAUACUAUAGUCGUACUUCAGACGCCGGGCAAACGUACCUAGAUAACACCGAGGCCUUCCGACGGUACCGCCUCAUCCCACGGAACCUCCGUGACGUCUCCAUCCGGGACACCUCGGUAACGGUGCUGGGGUCCAACCUAGCCAUCCCAGUAGCCAUUGCGCCAACUGCCUUGCACCGAUUCGCUCAUCCUGACGCGGAGUUGGCGACUGCCAAGGGCGCCGCCGCCAUGAAAACAGAGAUGGUGCUGGGUUCCUGGUCUAACCACUCCCUUGAGGAGGUUGCUGAAGCGACUCCUCGCGGGAUCCACUGGUUCUACAUGCCGUUCUACAAAGACCGUAACCACAUGAAACGUUUGCUGGACCGGGCAGAGCGUGCGGGAUAUAGCGCCAUAUUCCUCACCAUUGACCAACCCAUCAACCUAUUUUCUACUGGCGGGUCUGCCCCAAGAUCUUUCCCGUUUCCUCUUAGGUUUCCGAACGUCUUUGACGAAGAACCGCCCCAUGCCAUCGGUACUGCGGAGUACCGACAGUGUUUGAGAGAUGCAGUAAAGGAACCGGCGACGUGGGAGGACGUGGAGUGGGUCAGGGAGAACACCAGGCUGCCUGUCGUCUUGAAGGGGAUCCUCUCAGCGGACGACGCCAAGAUGGCUGUGGAACGUGGAGUGAACGGCAUCUAUGUGUCUAACCACGGUGGGAGAGAACUGGACGGUGUGCCGGCAACUAUAGACGUCCUGCCCAACAUCGUCCGUGCUGUGGACGGUAAGGCGGAGGUUUACCUGGACGGAGGGGUCCGGACUGGGACGGACGUGCUGAAGGCCUUGGCGCUGGGGGCCAGAUGUGUGUUCAUCGGCAGGCCCGCACUCUGGGGUCUGGCACAUAACGGGGAAGAAGGAGUCCAGCAAGUUCUACAGAUUCUGACAGAUGAACUCAGCCUGGCCAUGGCCAGGGCAGGUUGUUCCAAGAUAUCUGACAUCCAGCCGUCACUUGUUGUGCACCAGUCGUAUUAUGGCGUACCAGCUGUUAAAGUAGUGCCGAAGUCUAGAUAUUAGCUAAUAGGACAAGUGAGUACCUCUGCAUAAG